CGAGUAAACAUUGUUGCAUAAUUAGUUGAAGGGGCGGGGUGCUUGGUUCUUUACCAUUGAAUUGAAAUAAUGUUUAAAGAAACCCGUUGCAGCUUCAUGCUGUAAUAGCAUUGACACUGAUGGGCUGCGUCUUCUCAUUUGCUAGAGUAGAGAGGCGUAGAGCUUGAGAGUAAAAGAAAACAACCCACCAAGCAACAUCGCUUGUUUUAUCUCAAUCUUAAGAUGACGGAAGGUUUUGGCCCUCAGCAGCAGAGGAGUUGUUUCUUUUAAAAUAAAUUGGAGCAAUAGUUGAGAAAGCUUCAAAGUUUUGACUUUUAUUUGUUGGCGGGGAACAACCAUCCUGUUUGUUGCUUCCCUUAUCAAGGGGUUUGUUCUUUGCUUAAGCCGGACACUUCAUCAUUUCCCUUUUGCUGUCAGCAGCAAUGAUGAGGCGGUGCGUCCUAAAGAUUGUUAAUUGGCAUUUGGGAUUCAGAAAUUCCAGUUUCUCCCUAAUGGUAACCUUUGUGGAUUAUGCUGGAAAAGAUGAUUGGCUUGUAACUUUGAGUUUUCCUGGUGAUUAUGUCAUUGAGGGAUUAUCAUGACCACAUUUCUAUUUUUUCAGUUGGAAUAAUUACGUUUCUCAAAAAAAAAAAAAAGGUGAAACAGCAAGUCCUCAGUUCAAGCUAGACUCUUGGCAUCCAUUGUGUUUGAUGCAUUCUUAAGGUGGAUACAGAAUCCUUGUUUUCACAUUAUACUGCUAUAGGUCGAUUGUGAACUUCGAUCCUAUUCUGCAUUUCAUGGUUUAACUAGUGGUCAUUUGCAUGGGUUAGUGCCAAGUGCAUAUGCAACUUCUUGUGCUAAGUUGCUGGAAGAUCCGCCAAAUGUUAAUUCUGUAUCUGAUAUGUUAAUUGAUUCAUUUGGAAUGAAGCACACUUACUUGAGGAUCUCAUUGAUAGAACGAUGCAAUUUACGGUGUCAGUACUGUAUGCCAGCUGAGGGUGUGGAGCUUACUCCUAGCCCUAAAUUACUCUCACAGAAUGAGAUUGUUCAUUUGGCAAAUCUCUUUGUCAGUUCUGGAGUGGAUAAAAUUCGUUUGACUGGUGGUGAGCCAACCAUUAGGAAGGAUAUUGAUGAGAUAUGCUUACAGCUAUCUAACUUGAAAGGACUCAAGACAUUGGCCAUGACUACCAAUGGAAUUGCUCUUGCAAGGAAACUCCUAAAGCUGAAAGAAUGCGGGCUUACUUCUGUAAAUAUAAGCUUGGAUACACUGGUCCCUGCUAAAUUUGAAUUCAUGACUGGGCGUAAAGGGCAUGAAAGGGUAAUGGAGUCAAUUAAUGCUGCUAUAGACUGUGGGUACAACCCUGUAAAAGUGAAUUGUGAUUUAAUCCGUGGGUUCAAUGUUGAUGAGAUCUGUGAUUUCAUAGAGUUGACAGGUGACAAACCGAUUAAUAUUCGGUUCAUUGAGUUCAUGCCUUUUGAUGGAAAUGUCUGGAAUGUCAAGAAACUGGUGCCUUACUUAGAAAUGUUGGAUAGAGUGGCAAAGAAGUUUACAGAACUAAAGAGACUUCAGGAUCACUCAACAGAUACAGCUAAGAACUUCAAGAUAGAUGGGCAUCUUGGUACUGUUUCUUUCAUCACAUCAACGACUGAGCAUUUUUGUGCUGGUUGCAAUAGAUUGCGACUGUUAGCUGAUGGCAACUUUAAAAUAUGCCUCUUUGGUACUUCAGAGGUGAACCAUCUCCUAGCCACUUACAAUACAAUUCUGCUAUUAGCCUUUAUUACUUAACUUGAUCUCUCUUGAAGUUACUCCUAUUACUUAUAUUGUUGUCAUUCUUAAUGAUGUGCAUUUUUUUUUCCCUCUAACCUGAUUAACUUUUGAAUAUAUUUUUGCUUAUCGUACCGUUUUUCUGUCUGAUGCUUGGUCUGGCAUAAAAUGCAAUGUGUAUUUCUUGUUAUAAAUUUAGGAAAGCAGAGGAUGGAAUUGAUGCACUUUUCAUUGUCCUAAUAAUUAGACACUUAUUAUUUUGACUUUGUCAUUUUCUGCUUGAUGGAAAGGUUACAGAAUAGGACUCAUCAAUAGUUAUUUGAGUUUAGAAAUCUUAUCAUAGCAGUAGCCCUUUACCACGUUGCAGUGCAUAUCUGAUUUGGUAUGUAGGUCAAAGUUAGGCAUCUUGUCAAUGGGUUGUCACUGUGUCACAUUGCAUAUGUUGUUUGUUAUGUGGCACAAGGUAAAAUACUUCUUUCAUCGUAUGCUGGAAUGUUUGACAUUGCAAAAACAGCAAAUAGGCCUAUGAUACAUAUUGGUGGCUAAGACUUGGUACUUCCCCGGACACCUCAGUAACUGCUUUUAUGUAUUUAGAAUUUUGAAGAUUUCCUUCAGCGUGUUCUUUUUUACCAUCCAUGGUGAUGGAAACUUUUCGUGCCCUUCUUUAGCUGGGUAUUAGGACUCCAUUAUUGGUGGAAUUCAUUCUUGUGUUUAUAUAUUUUAACUAAAUUAACCCUUUU
Molecule: messenger RNA, 2484 nt
Organism: Hevea brasiliensis (rubber tree)
Lineage: Eukaryota; Viridiplantae; Streptophyta; Magnoliopsida; Malpighiales; Euphorbiaceae
Product: GTP 3',8-cyclase, mitochondrial
Exons: 8
Coding region: 881-1765 (294 amino acids)
Biological process (GO): Mo-molybdopterin cofactor biosynthetic process
Molecular function (GO): metal ion binding; cyclic pyranopterin monophosphate synthase activity; 4 iron, 4 sulfur cluster binding
Source: RefSeq, a predicted model, not a curated record